UAUAAAUGUACUCAAGAUAUCUAAACUUAUCUUCGCUUAUUAGCAGAAGUAAGAGUCUUUUUACCAAAGUAACAAUGGCAAAAUUUUGUCCAAAUUUGUCUUUUCUUUUUACUGAGAAACCAUUUUUGGAAAGAUAUGGUUUAGCAAAACAGGCUGGUUUUAAAGUAGUGGAAAGUGGUUUUCCAUUAGGGUUUUCCAUAGAACAAGUUUCAGAAGCUAGAUCUGCGGCAGGGAUACAGCAAGUUUUACUUAACAUUUUUACAGGCGAUACUUCUAAAGGAGAACUUGGUUUUGCAGCGAUACCUGGAAAAGAGAAGGAAUUUAGAGAUAGCUUGGACUUAACAAUUAAUUACGCUAAAGCUCUAGGAGCAACGAAAAUCCAUGUUAUGUCAGGUAAAAUUGAUGGCGAAGUAACCUCUAGACAUGACGAAACAUUCGAAUCGAACAUACGAUACGCUGCUGACAUUUUGGAAAAGAACAACAUCGUCGGCCUUCUCGAACCAAUAAAUAAGUAUUCUGUGCCGAAUUAUUACAUGAAUUCAUUCCCAAAAGCUAUUUCUCUUAUCGAAAAGAUUAACAAACCAAGCAUUCGAUUACAAUUUGAUAUUUUCCACAUACAACAAAUACAAGGUGAUAUUAAACAUACAUUAGAUUCAGUGAAAAAGUACAUUGGUCACGUUCAGAUAGCUCAGGUUCCGGAUAGGAAUGAGCCUGAUACUCUUGGAGAAGUAAAUUUUCAUUACAUCUUUAAAAUACUUCAAGACGCAGGCUAUAAUGAUUGGAUCGGAUUGGAAUAUAAACCAGCAAAAGAAACAGUCCAAGGUUUGAAGUGGAUUAAAGAAUACGGUUAUCAGUUGUAAAAUCUUACAUAUAUUAGUUUCUAAAAUAAACGUCUCAUUGGGGAAGUUCAAUACAACAAUUUUAUUCAUUUA
Molecule: messenger RNA, 932 nt
Organism: Agrilus planipennis (emerald ash borer)
Lineage: Eukaryota; Metazoa; Arthropoda; Insecta; Coleoptera; Buprestidae
Product: putative hydroxypyruvate isomerase
Exons: 4
Coding region: 6-860 (284 amino acids)
Biological process (GO): glyoxylate metabolic process
Molecular function (GO): hydroxypyruvate isomerase activity
Source: RefSeq, a predicted model, not a curated record